This is a messenger RNA of Yamadazyma tenuis ATCC 10573, 4281 nucleotides long. It is a transcript of the gene ECM17, whose product is annotated as sulfite reductase (NADPH) subunit beta. Gene Ontology annotation, cellular component: sulfite reductase complex (NADPH). The record is from RefSeq and is a predicted model, not a curated record. Gene Ontology annotation, biological process: sulfate assimilation. NCBI's taxonomy places the organism in Eukaryota, Fungi, Ascomycota, Pichiomycetes, Serinales, Debaryomycetaceae. Gene Ontology annotation, molecular function: sulfite reductase (ferredoxin) activity; FMN binding; heme binding.
AUGUCUAGCGCAUUUGAGAUCAUAUCUCAGAUUAUAUCUCCAGUGGACGGCCAGGUGUUCACCACCCGGCCCGCAAAGGCCGUGGAAGCAUCCUAUUCUCAGUACUUUAAACAAUCUCAGGUGUUAAUAGAUGCAAAUGAUCCAUAUCUUGUUAUAAACGAAUACUUACAAGAUAUCGACCGUGAAGACUCCGGAAAGGUAACCACUGUCAUCACAUCUGGAAAGACCCUCUUCCAGAGUUUACCCCUCGUGUCCUUGCAAGCGUUUUCUCAGGUUCCGGUUGUUCAUCAUGUGGAAUUAACCAACUUUGACUUCUCCAUCAUAACUUCUUUAAGAGACUUGCAGUUCCCGGUGUUGAUAUCACAAAACACCGCUGACUUGGUCGCUAACACCAGCGUGGCGUACCGUUUGGCAGUGGGCCAGUCAACGUCGGUGUUCAACUUUGUGGUACCUUUCACUCCCUCCAAGACUGUGAAAUCGUUCCCCAAAGUGGUAUUGGAAGAAUCCAAAGAAAUCGACGAUAUUCUCGUGGCAGCUGAGGUGCUGCCUUUCCGGGUAUUGAAUUCCAAGGCCACCAAGAACCCCAAAGACGUGGUGGUCUACUUGGGUCUCAUCAACGCCGAUUUGGUGUCUGCGUUUUCUGCUAAAAACGCUUUAUUGGUCUCCAUCAACGUGUAUAAGCCAUUUUACCUCGGUCACCUAUUGUCGAUAGUCCCUGCAUCCGUCGAGACCUUGACAUUGGUGUUGCAAACAACGUCGGCAUCAGCACACUUUUCUCCACUCUUGUUGGAUUUUUUCCAAGAGUACUCAACCUUCCAACAGUUAAAGAACUUCACCAAAAUCGUGUCGGCGUACUUUGGCUACAGCUCGAACGUGGUUGCCAGUGUUGACAACUUGUUGACCAACACCCGUUCUGAGUCACCGGUGCAGAACCUUGCCUUUGGUAAGGUUGACAUUGAAUUGUCCACCAAGGCUGAGAAACUCAGACUCGAUGAGGCUGCGGCUGCUGUACAAAAUGCCUAUUCUUUGGAAGAGCCAUACACAAAGAUGUUGAACCAGGUGGCAGGUGCGGGCUUGACGGUGUUGAACGAGUUCAAUGCCCGAUCACUUGGAACUGAGUCCAACCCAGAGUUUGGCUUUGGUAAAUUCUUGCACUAUAAGCAGAGUCUCAACCAGCUUGUGCAACAGGUGUACGAGGCCAUCGAGAGCAACAGCUUGAAGACGCUUGACAAUGCAAAGUUGAUCGAGUACUUAUCCAGUUGGUUGGAUUUGGUCAAAUCCCCAAGUCCCGCAAACCACUCCGAAUUGGUUGCAAAUAUCUUGAACCUAUUGGAGUCAGACGAUUCCAGUGACACCGCAAAGCAAUUAUUGGCACAGGAACACCUUUUCCAGUUGUCGUCGAGUUGGUUGAUCGGCUCUGAUGCCUGGUCCUAUGAUUUGGGUGCUUCGGGAGUUCAUAGUGUGAUUGCCUCGGGGGACAAUAUUAACAUGUUGAUCAUCGACAAUGAGCCUUUUGACGAUAAGAAAAAGGUGAACGGGUUCCGCAAAAAGGAUGUGGGUUUGUACGCCAUGAACUAUGGCAACUGUUACGUGGCAUCGGUGGCCAUCUACUCUUCUUACACUCAGGUGUUGCAAGCAUUCAUCGAGGCCGAGAAGUUUAACGGUCCGUCGAUUGUUUUGGCCUAUUUACCCUUCCACUCAGAAAACGAGAACACCCUAGAGAUUUUAAAGGAAACCAAGAGAGCUGUUGACUCCGGUUACUGGCCAUUGUACAGAUAUAACCCAACUUUAUCAGGUGACCAAACGUUCAAGUUGGACUCUUCUAACUUGAAGAACCAGUUGAAGGACUUUUUGGCCAGGGAAAACAAGUUGACGUUAUUGGCCAAGAAGAACCCUGAAUUGUCGAGAAACUUGGCCAUCACGGCCACUUCGGAAUCCAAAUUACAGCAGCAGAAAUUGGCAGCCGACUCCUUCAACAAGUUAUUGCAAGGAUUGUCAGGACCCCCAUUGACCAUUGCAUUUGCUUCUGAUGGUGGAAAUGCCGAGGCCGUUGCCAAAAAGGUGCACAGGCAAGCUUCUGGAAGAGGCUUAAAGGCGGUGGUUUUGGCCAUGGAUGACAUUUCGGUUGAAGACUUACCCACCGAAACUAACAUUGUGUUUGUUUCCUCCACAUCUGGUCAAGGUGAAUUCCCCUUGAACGGUAAGAACUUCUGGGAAGCCUUGAAGACGUCGGUGGACUUGGACUUAUCUUCUGUUCGGUUUUCUGUGUUUGGUAUGGGAGACUCUGAAUAUUGGCCCAGAAAGGAAGACAAGCACUAUUACAACAAGCCUGGUAAAGACUUGUUUGCUAAGUUGACCUUGUAUGGAGGCCAAGUGUUGACUGACAUCGGCUUGGGAGAUGAUCAAGAUGCAGAUGGUUUUAACACCGGCUUGAACGACUGGAUGCCUCGGUUAUGGACAGCCUUGGGAGUCGACGGGGCCGAUGCGGUUGAAGAACCAAAGCCUUUAACCAACGAAGACAUGAAGAUCGGGUCAGACUUCUUGAGAGGUACCAUUGCACCUGCGUUGAAGGACACUUCUACUGGAGCCAUCAGUGCUGUGGACCAACAAUUGACCAAGUUCCACGGGAUCUACAUGCAAGAUGACCGUGAUAUUAGAGAAGAACGUAAGACUCAAGGUAUGGAACCCGCCUAUUCGUUUAUGGUUAGAUUGAGAUUGCCAGGAGGAAAGUCUACUCCUGAACAGUACUUAAAAAUGGAUGAGUUGGCAGACGUUAGAGGUAAUGGAACCAUUAAAUUGACCACUAGAGCCACUUACCAGUUGCACGGAAUAGUCAAGCACAACUUGAAGGCUGCAAUCAGAGGGAUGAACUCGGCGUUAUUGGACACCUUGGCUGCUUGUGGAGAUGUGAACAGAAACGUCAUGGUGAGUGCGUUGCCUCACAAUGCCAAGAUUCACGGUCAAGUCAGUGAAGUGGGAACCUUGAUCUCCGAGUACUUGUUACCCGAAACCACUGCCUAUCACGAGAUUUGGUUGGAAGGUGAAGACGAACACGACAAGGCUGGGGACAGAGAUGUUUGGGAAACCAGAAAAGGAGGUCCUAAACGGAAGAAAACCAUGGUUUCUGGUAACGCUUUGGUCGACUACGAACCCUUGUAUGGUCCAACAUAUUUGCCCAGAAAGUUCAAGAUUGUCAUCACUGUUCCCCCAUAUAACGACGUGGAUGUGUACGCCCACGAUGUGGGUUUGAUUGCAAUUGUCGAAGACAACGAAGUGAUUGGUUUCAACGUGUUGGCCGGUGGAGGUAUGGGAACCACCCACAACAAUAAGAAAACAUACCCUAGAACCGGGUCGAUGUUGGGUUACAUUUCCAAGGAUAAGGUACAUUUUGUGUGUGAGAAGAUUAUGUUGGUACAAAGAGACUUUGGUGACAGAACCAACAGAAAGCAUGCUAGAUUGAAGUACACCAUUGAUGAUUUGGGAGUCGAUGUGUUCAAGGGCAAGGUGGAAGAGUUGUUAGGAUACAAACUUGAAGACCCCAAACCAUUUGAAAUUACUUCCAAUGUGGACUAUUUUGGAUGGUGUAAGGAUGAAUUGGGAUACAACCAUUUUACCGCAUUCAUCGAAAAUGGUAGAAUCGAAGAUACUCCUCAAUUACCACAAAAAACCGGUUUGAAGAAAGUCGCCGAGUUCUUACGUGGAGGUCGGUCUGGAGAGUUCAGAUUAACUGGUAACCAGCAUAUAUUAAUCUCCAACAUUGAAGAUCAAGAUUUGAACCACGUUAAAGCAUUAUUGGCCCAGUACAAGUUGGACAACACCGAUUUUUCUGGGUUAAGAUUAUCUUCUGCUGCAUGUGUAGCAUUCCCAACAUGUGGGUUGGCCAUGGCUGAAAGUGAAAGGUACUUGCCAGAACUUGUCUCUAAGUUGGAGGAAUCUUUAGAAGAUUACGGCUUGAGACAUGAUUCGGUGGUGAUGAGAAUGACUGGAUGUCCUAAUGGGUGUGCCAGGCCAUGGGUGGCAGAAGUGGCGUUGGUUGGUAAAGCUUUUGGAGCCUACAACUUGAUGUUGGGAGGUGGACAUCAUGGGCAGAGAUUGAAUAAGAUUUAUCGGUACUCGAUAAAGGAGGAUGAGAUCUUGGACAUUUUGUUGCCAUUAUUUAAGAGAUGGAGUUUAGAAAGACACGAGAACGAGCCAUUUGGUGACUUUGUGAUCCGGAUCGGUGUCAUCAAGGAGACUACAGAGGGUAAGUAUUUCCAUGAUGACAUUCCUGAAGAAGCUUAG